AUGGCAGAAAGUUUUUCUAAUCCCGGGCUCUGGGUCGAUGCCGCUGUUCAAAACGCUUUUGAUACAGGAGCUGGUAUGGCCCUAUUUACAGCUUAUUCUGCCUACUUCACCCGACGAAAUGGGGUUGUGCGCUACGGAACAAUGAUCCCAGCGGCCAACAAUAUUGUCAGUGAAAAAUAUAUUUUAUAUUCUAGUCUGAUUUGUGGAAUCACAAUAUUUGGUACAGUAUUCUCAAGUUUGGUUCACUCUAAUCCCACACUGACUCGUCUUGGAAUUUUGAAGAUCAUGAAAUAUGCUGGUCCUGGUAGCACUGGAUUAACAUUUACAUGGAUGCCUGUUCUAUUCUCUUCGUUUGGCUCCUUUGGUCGCAUAUUAUGUGGCCUCUUCUUUUUGUGCCUGUCAUUCGCUGGUGUGACAUCUCUAAUCUCUAACGUUGAAUUAACAGUUAUGACUAUCAAAAACGUUGGCGGUAAGACAAAAAAUUAUCUUGAUGAUCGCAACCCGUGA
This is a messenger RNA of Protopolystoma xenopodis, 507 nucleotides long. Lineage: Eukaryota; Metazoa; Platyhelminthes; Monogenea; Polystomatidea; Polystomatidae. The record is from the annotation of a GenBank genome assembly.